Messenger RNA from Phaeodactylum tricornutum CCAP 1055/1, 504 nucleotides. RefSeq lists its product with no specific name. The record is from RefSeq and is a predicted model, not a curated record. Gene Ontology annotation, cellular component: ESCRT III complex; multivesicular body. Gene Ontology annotation, biological process: endosome transport via multivesicular body sorting pathway; late endosome to vacuole transport; protein transport. NCBI's taxonomy places the organism in Eukaryota, Bacillariophyta, Bacillariophyceae, Surirellales, Neidiaceae. The transcript has 2 exons. The annotation marks the transcript as partial.
AUGGGGAACAAGAUAAGCUUAGAGGAAGAGCUUGUAAACUUGCGGAUUACGAGCAAGCAAAUGCAUCGGUCGUCCAAAAAAUGUGAGAAGAACGAAAAGGCAGCUUUGGAAAAGCUUAAAAAGGCGAUUCAACAAGGAAAUUCGGAAGGAGCUCGGAUUUACGGACAAGAUGCCAUUCGCGAAAAGAACCAAUCUCUAAAUCAUUUGCGGAUGGCAUCGCGCUUGGACGCUUGCUGUUCACGAAUCGAAACAGCAGUCCGUAUGAAUGCUGUUUCGGAUAGCAUGAAAGGCGUGGUGAAAGGGAUGGGCAGGUCCAUGGCGAGUAUGGAUAUUGAGAAACUCAGCUCCACGAUGGAUAAAUUUGAGCAGCAGUUUGAAGAUCUUGAUGUCAAGACGCAGUACAUGGAGGGUGCUAUGAAUGCUACUACAGCGACAUCGACACCUGCGGAACAAGUCGACGAACUUAUUGGGCGAGUGGCGGAUGAAAAUAAUCUCGAAUUGGGA